AUGGCGUCCAACGACAAUGAACAGGCUCCGCCGAGCCAGAACGACGGGCAACAGGACACACCGGCUGGAAACAAUCUCCGCCGUCGCGUUCUGACCGUGGAUGGCGAGGUCAAAUACGAUGAGCCCCCCUUUAAGCACGCCAAUCGCGAUGUCAUCACCGAAGCCUCCUUCGUCAGCUACAUGCUUUACGCCUGGUGCCAGCCCCUCGUCUCCUAUGGCCGCCGCAUCCUCUUUACUGCUGACGAUGUCUUUGCCCUCCCCGAUGAGCAAAACCCAGAGGCCGACGCCUCCAUUCCACGCGUGCUCUUCCGCUGCUACAAAAAAUCCAUGUUGACUGCCAUUUUCGUCGCCACCCUCUUCAUUAUCGUCUCCCUCUUCAGCCCCCUCUAUGUCCUCAAUCUCCUCAUCCGCUACCUCCAAGACAACGGCGCCUACACCGACUCGGUCGGCUACGGCAUCGGGCUGGCCUUUUCCCUCGCCGCCUGCGAAAUUCUGCGCUCUCUCUGCGUCAACAUGUACUGGUUCUCGGCCUCUCGCUAUGCCGUUUCCUUUCGAGCCAUCAUCUUCUGUGCGUCAGCCCUUGACCCCCUUUUGUUCGCCUGUCCCAAUGAAGUUGCGGUUUUCCACUUGCAUACCCGUAUGCCCUCAUAUCGACUGAUCAUCCUCCCAGGUGCUGUGUAUCGCAAGUCCCUGCGUCUGCGCGAUCUCGGCCGCUAUUCGGUCGGCGAACUCGUCAACAUUUGCAGCAACGACAGCCAGCGAGUGCAUGAUGCCGCCGUCUUCUCGGCCUUUAUCUAUAUUGCCCUCGUCACUGGCCUAGCCGUCAUGGUCUCCAGCUCCCUUGUGCUGGGUCCCGCUGCCUUGGCCCGUGUUUUUGUUUUCUUCCUGAUGAUUCCCAUUCAAGUGGUGUUUGCCAAGCAAACCGGUCAAUUGCGUCGCAAGGCCAUGACCUUCACAGAUGCUCGCGUGGCCCUCAUGAAUGAAAUCUUGUCCUGCAUCAAGCUCAUCAAAAUGUAUGCAUGGGAGGGCUCUUUCUCCCAUAAAGUUGACGAUCUGCGUGAAUCCGAGGCUACCUACCUCCGUCGCGCCGCCAUGUGGCAGAGCAUCACCGUCUCCCUUGUGCCCGUCAUGCCCGCCGUGGCAGCGCUUGUCACCUUUCUGAUUCAGGCUUAUACCGAGGGCACGCUCAAACCCGAUGAGGUGUACACCGUGCAAGCCCUCUUCAACGUCCUGCGCUUCUCCUUGGCCGUUUUGCCCAUGGGCGUGAAAGCGGCAGCCGAGGCCAAGCAGGGCGUCAAACGUCUCAAGAAGUUUUUGCUCCAAAACAACGAACGCAUCCCCUUGCAGCCCCCUCCACGCGACGAUCUGGCCAUCGAGUUUGUAACGGCAGAUAUUGCAUGGCCUGGAUUGCCGCCCAAGCCCAAGUCAAAGGCCGCCGCUGCCCUUGAGCGGAAAAACUCCAAGCGUGCAUCGCGAAAGGCGAGUUACCGCGCCGUCGACUUUCGCAUCAAGCACGGCGAACUUGUGGGCUGCUGUGGAGCUGUGGGGGCGGGUAAAUCCACCCUUUUGGCCACGCUGCUUGCCGAAACGCUCGUGAUGAACGACGUUGGUCGUGCCCACAUUGACGGCGACGUGGCCUACGUCAGCCAGCAGGCAUGGAUCCAAUCCUCGACCCUACGGGAUAAUAUCCUCUUUGGCUUACCCUUCAAUGAACGACUCUACCGUAACGUGGUCUUUGCCGCAGGGCUCGAGGCUGAUUUCCGCCAGCUCUCGGCGGGUGACCUGACCUUUAUUGGCGAACGCGGGCUUAACCUGUCUGGUGGGCAGAAGCAGCGAGUCAGCCUGGCUCGGGCGCUCUAUGCCAACCAGGACGUGUACUUGCUUGAUGAUCCCCUCAGCGCCGUCGACGUGCACGUGGGUGAGCACAUUUUUGAGUACGCCAUUUGCGAAACGCUCGCCGAAAAAACUGUGCUUUUUGUCACGCAUCAGCUGCAGCACCUGAGUCGCUGCGAUCGCGUACUCUUUCUGCACGGGGGACGUGUGCACAUGGGUACCUACCGCCAGCUCAUGAACACGAACCGAGACUUUGCCAGCCUGGUGGAGCAUCACAUGCGCCAGGUGACUGAUUCUGACGGUCAAGCUAACCAUGGUUCCAGAAAUGCCCGCCACGGCACGGUUACAACGGAAACGUCCGACUUCACGAUCAACCUGCAGGAUGAGCCUGUGGCCCGCCGUCGUGAAAGCCUGGGUGUGUCCCCUGCGCAUCACAGGGGUAGCCGUCAUUCCGUUCAUGACCUAGACCACGAGGAGCGCUUGCGUCCCGAUCCCAAUCUUCGCCUGGGUGACCCUGAAAGUCUCGGCACCAAACUGCUGCAAGAAGAAGACACGGGCCGUGGCUCCGUUGGGGGGCGCACGGUUGCGGACUACUUUCGCGCAGCCGGUGGCAUCUGGCUCUUUUCCUUCAUCAUCUUUCUCUUCUUUGUUGCCAUGUUUGCACGCACCUUCAGUGAUUACUAUCUCAGCUACUGGAUCCGUCGUGGUGAUGGAACCAGCACGACGGGCAGUGUUGCAGACAAUCCCCAUUUGGACACAUAUGCACUGGUUUUUGGUAUGACCGUGGCGGCAUUGCUGGUCUUCCAAGUUGUCCGUGGCUACAUGUACUGCCGGCAAACCAUUCGCGCUGCCAGCGCCAUGCACGGAUCGCUCUUUCGCGCCGUUGUGUGUGCCCCCAUGUCCUUUUUUGAUACAACUCCCACCGGUCGCCUCCUGAAUCGCUUCAGCAAGGAUAUGGAUGAAGUUGAUACG
Molecule: messenger RNA, 2805 nt
Organism: Monosiga brevicollis MX1
Lineage: Eukaryota; Choanoflagellata; Craspedida; Salpingoecidae
Exons: 11
Biological process (GO): transmembrane transport
Cellular component (GO): membrane
Molecular function (GO): ABC-type transporter activity; ATP hydrolysis activity; ATP binding
Source: RefSeq, a predicted model, not a curated record